GACGCAAGUGCGUCCUACAGGAAGAAAGUGCCCCCAGUCGGAGCGGCGAGCAGGAGCGCGACUUUUUGGCGCUCUUUGCGAGCGAGCCGCAAGGAGGCGGAAGACGGUCCCGGGCUGGGGCGCGGGAAUCGGGGCAGCGAGCGCCGGACGGGGGAGUUCCUGCGCGUGGCGUCCUCGCAGCGAGACGCCGCCGGAGUCGCCUGCUCGGAGAGAUUCCUUGAACCAUCUGCAGUGAUAUUAUUCUCUGAAGAGGGUGAACUUGAUUGCCGCUUUGCUCUCAGUAUGACACCUGUCAAUGUAGCUCUAAUCCGUGAUACCAAGUGGCUGACUUUAGAAGUUUGUAGAGAAUUUCAGAGAGGAACUUGCUCUCGAGCUGACGCAGAGUGCAGGUUUGCCCAUCCGCCAAGAUUUUGCCAUGUGGAAAAUGGCCGAGUGGUGGCCUGUUUUGAUUCACUAAAGGGUCGGUGCACUCGAGAGAACUGCAAGUACCUACACCCUCCACCCCACUUAAAGUCGCAGCUAGAAAUUAAUGGGAGAAACAAUCUGAUUCAACAGAAGACAGCCGCCGCCAUGUUUGCCCAGCAGAUGCAGCUUAUGCUCCAAAACGCUCAGAUGUCAUCUCUUGCAUCUUUUCCUAUGAACCCAUCACUUGCAGCUAAUCCUGCCAUGGCUUUCAAUCCUUACAUGCCUCAUCCUGGGAUGGGCCUGGUUCCUGCUGAGCUUUUCCCAAAUGGUCCAGUUCUGAUUUCUGGAAACCCAGCUCUUGCACUGUCAGGAGUUCCUGGUCCAAAACCAACUCGUACAGAUAGACUGGAGGUUUGCCGUGAAUUUCAGCGUGGAAAUUGUACCCGUGGGGAGAGCGAGUGCCGCUAUGCUCACCCUACGGAUGUUUCCAUGAUUGAAGUCACUGAUAAUACUGUGACAAUCUGCAUGGAUUACAUUAAGGGCCGAUGCUCCCGGGAGAAAUGCAAGUACUUUCAUCCUCCUCCCCACCUGCAGGCCAAACUCAGGGCAGCUCAUCACCAGAUGAACCAUUCGGUUGCCAAUGCAAUGGCCCUGCCAUCUGGUGCACUUCAACUGAUACCAAAGAGGUCAGCCCUUGAAAAGGCCAAUGGUGCCACUCCAGUCUUUAACCCCACUGUUUUCCACUGCCAACAGGCUCUGGCUAACAUGCAGAUUCCGCAGCCGGCUUUUAUCCCGACAGUGCCCAUGAUGCACGGUGCUACACCUUCCACCGUGUCUGCAGCAACACCACCUGCCAGCAACGUUCCCUACGUUCCAACAACUACAGGCAACCAGUUGAAAUAUUGAGCAGCAGAGUUACAGACUAUCAGGAUCUCUCAACAAGAAACUCCAUGUGGCCUUUCUAUAUGUAUUCUCGUAUGUCCUCUUGUACCAACACAACAAUAAGCUUGGUGCAGUCAAUAUAUUAAAACACCUAUUGACAAGUUCAAAUUUUAAAAAUCUAUGGAGAUGUUAAAGCAAGUAGAAAAUUAACCACUAUGUGUUACCUUAUAUGGAUUAAUUGUAUAUGAAUUAGCAUACAGAAUACAACCAUACAGCUUUGUCAUACAUAUGAAUUAUCAGAUCCAUAUUACAUGAAUUUUCCAUCUGAUGUGAAUUACCAUAUUGAAUAUAACCAUAAAAUUUUGUGACUUUUUUCCAGUAAUGAUUUAUGCUAAAUGAACUUCCACAGUGUACUGUAGGCUUACUGUAUACUCUUGGUGGAUAAAUUCUGUUUUUGAAGUGUUACCUUACUAUUUUGUUUACAAGAUAGUCUAUAGGUUUGAUGUAGAAUGUAACUGAUCUUUCCCGUACCAUUUACUAUUCUUCUCUGUUGGUAUAUUGUAUUAAAUUGGGUUCUGCUUA
This is a messenger RNA of Arvicanthis niloticus (Nile rat), 1869 nucleotides long. Lineage: Eukaryota; Metazoa; Chordata; Mammalia; Rodentia; Muridae. The record is from RefSeq and is a predicted model, not a curated record.